Messenger RNA from Aquila chrysaetos chrysaetos, 4663 nucleotides. RefSeq names its product CBFA2/RUNX1 partner transcriptional co-repressor 2 (gene CBFA2T2). NCBI's taxonomy places the organism in Eukaryota, Metazoa, Chordata, Aves, Accipitriformes, Accipitridae. Gene Ontology annotation, biological process: negative regulation of DNA-templated transcription; DNA-templated transcription. The record is from RefSeq and is a predicted model, not a curated record. The coding region runs from base 330 to 2084 and encodes 584 amino acids. Gene Ontology annotation, molecular function: transcription corepressor activity. The transcript is spliced from 12 exons. Gene Ontology annotation, cellular component: nucleus.
GAGCAGGCAGGGAGCCGAGGGUGUGUGCCUCUAAGCUGGGUAUUCUGGCAAGGUGGAGAGCUGGUCUGUUUGGCAGGACCUUCCCAUCUGGGAUCCAUCUGUGUUUCCCUGGAAUCGGACAGGCGGCUCCAGGCAGUGAGAAAUCGCAGAUGUGCGGGACCUGACACAUGUCCAGCUAAUGAAAGGAGAAGGCAGGCUGGGCUCCGGCUGCGCUCGAAGAUCACGAGCGGAGGAGGAGGAAGAGCGCUUUUAUUUAUAUUUCAAAGAAACUAGGUGUAUUCAACAGCAGCUGGAUCGUUGCAACCUUGCUGUUUAGGGCGUAGGGGUAAAUGUGCAGAGUUGCUGGUGAGAAGAGGGUGCCAGUGAUGCCUGGAUCACCCGUGGAAGUGAAGAUACAGUCCAGGUCCUCUCCUCCCAACAUGCCACCGCUGCCACCUGUGAACCCUGGCGGCCCCCGGCCGGUGUCCUUCACCCCAACUGCAUUGCCCAACGGAAUAAAUCAUUCCCCACCAACGCUGAAUGGGGCACCAUCCCCACCCCAGAGGUUUAGCAAUGGUCCUUCCUCCUCCUCCUCCUCCUCGCUGACGAACCAGCAGCUCCCGGCCACGUGCGGUGCCCGGCAGCUCAGCAAGCUGAAGCGCUUCCUCACUACCCUGCAGCAGUUCGGCAAUGACAUUUCACCAGAGAUUGGGGAGAAGGUCCGGACCCUUGUCCUGGCACUAGUGAACUCAACGGUGACAAUCGAGGAAUUUCACUGCAAGCUCCAAGAGGCGACGAACUUCCCCCUCCGGCCGUUUGUGAUUCCCUUUCUGAAGGCCAACCUCCCGCUGCUGCAGAGAGAGCUGCUGCACUGUGCCCGGGCUGCCAAGCAGACGCCCUCCCAGUACCUGGCGCAGCACGAGCACAUCCUGCUGAACACAAACACCACAUCCCCCGCUGACUCCUCCGAGCUGCUGAUCGAGGUGAAUGGGAAUGGGAAGAGGCACAGUCCGGACAGAAGGGAAGACAGCAGCUUUGAGAGGGAGCCGCUGCCGACAGAGCCUCCGGCCAAGAGGGUGUGCACCAUCAGCCCUGCACCCCGGCACAGCCCUGCCUUGACAAUCCCCCUGAUGAAUCCCGGGGGGCAGUUCCACCCCACCCCACCACCCCUCCAGCACUACACCUUGGAAGAUAUCGCGACCUCCCACCUCUACAGGGACCCCAGCAAGAUGUUGGAGCACAGAGAGAUUCGGGACAGGCACGGCGGUCUUGGUUUGAAUGGAGGAUACCAGGAUGAGCUGGUGGACCACCGCUUAACAGAGAGAGAGUGGGCUGACGAGUGGAAGCAUCUUGAUCACGCACUGAACUGCAUCAUGGAGAUGGUGGAGAAGACCCGGCGCUCGAUGGCCGUGCUGCGGCGCUGUCAGGAGGCCGAUCGGGAAGAGCUCAACUACUGGAAGAGGCGGUGCAGCGAGACGGCAGAACCGCGGAAGGCGGGCAGUGAGCUCAUCUCCAGGCAGCACAGCCCCAGCAGCUCCGACUCCAUCAGCAGCGAUUCAUUGCGGGAGUUCAGCAACAGGUCGGGAACAGGAUACGUCACUGAAGAGAUAUGGAAAAAAGCUGAAGAAGCCGUGAAUGAGGUGAAGCGCCAGGCCAUGUCGGAGGUGCAGAAAGCGGUGGCAGAAGCCGAGCAGAAGGCAUUUGAGAUGAUUGCCUCCGAGAGGGCUCGGAUGGAGCAGACCAUCGCAGACGCCAAGCGCCAGGCCACCGAGGAUGCUUUCUUAGUGAUAAACGAACAGGAGGAGUCUACGGAGAGUUGCUGGAACUGUGGUCGCAAAGCGAGCGAGACAUGCAGCGGCUGCAACAUCGCCCGGUACUGCGGCUCCUUCUGCCAGCACAAGGACUGGGAGAGGCACCACCGAAUCUGUGGCCAAGGCCUGCAUGGCCAGAGCAAGCCGCUGGCUCUGCCCACAGGCCGAUCGGCAGCCACUGCUGCCAAGAGCCUUGACGGUGUGCCCAGCCCGGCCCUCGAGAAGACUUCGGCGACCACCUCUCGGUCCUCCACCCCGGCAUCCGUGACAGCAAUAGAUACGAACGGACUCUAAACGGGAAGUUUUGGUUCAGUCCAUUUGAUUAGUUCCCCUGGGUUUUUUUAAGCUGAAAGAACCCCCCACAGCAACUUGUAUCACUUGACAUAUUUGACACAUUGCGCCGCCUCCUCAGAGCACCAACACUUGGGCUUUGCCAUCUCAUGCUGGCUUUUUUCUUUUGUGGCGUAUGAAGAACUGAGGCCAGCCUUGCCCGCGGCACCUCCGUGCCCGUCUCUCUGCAGUGGGGUGCCAGAGCAUCAUUCGGGACCUGGAGGAGGCCAGGCACUUGCUCGGGAGGACCUGGACUCAGUGGAGAGCACUGCCGGCACACACGGGAGAUGCUGAGCCCCAUCUUCAUGGGUCAAACGUGCUCAAGCUCCUUUCCUGAGGUGCCUGAGCCAUCUCCUCCUUCAGCUAACUUUCUCCCAUAAUAUGCAUCUAUCUUUUUUUCCCUUGCUCCCAGACAGCGGUGUCUCAGAUGGCCAUGCUGGCUGGUUGUUGCUGUGAACAGACCGGAGCCAAUUUCCCAGCAGGAGUGUCUUGUCCUCUAGUGCAGUGGCAAAAGCCGAGCCCUCUUCUCUACUGCCUGCAGGUUGGCGGCUGAUGAUUGCAGAGAGGGAGGAGAAGAUUCAUGUGCUCUAAACCAAAUGUCAGUACCAGGGAGGUACGGCUAGUCGCUUCCGGAUGGCCUGGUUUUAAUACUGUUCUGUGACGGGACAGACAGUUGUGUGUUACCCUGGGUGGGAACUUUGCUGGGGGAAAGCGCAGAGCAAAUCUGGAUUCAUUGCGGGUGGUUAUUGCCCUUUCCACCUGGGUACUGUUAUUUUGCUAUGCAGAAAGUGGUUUUUUUUUUCACUGCAUGGAAGUUGUUGGUUUGAGAGUUACUGCCGUUGUUUUUAACCACAGAGAUCCUCAUGUGAUUGUGAUGGAUUACUUAUAGUCUGUUCUCUUCACACGCAUUGGCCAAACUAUUAAAAUAAAUGCAGGACUUGGUGUCCUAUGUCGGUCCUUACCCCCAACCCCAGGGGGCUCCUGCAGUGCUGCUUGGACGCCAUCUGCGCUCCUCUCCCCGGAGAUGCCUAGGGCUGCACAGCCAUCACCGCCUUGUCCAGCCUUCGGAGACUCGAAGAUGCAGGCUUGGAGAACAAGGUCCGGUGGGGAUGCCAUGGUCAGCCUGGAAAGAUCCAUCACUUGGAGCAUCCCUGCUGUGGUGCGGAAGGAGGGAUUCAGGGCAGCGCAAACCCUAUAAUGGACACUGACCCUCAGAGCGGCUAUUUUGGGGCUCGGCAGGGCUCAUCUCAGAUGCUUCAUGGAGGUCAUCAGAGGCGCAGCCCGUGGGAGGGAUGGGCAUGUGCCCUCUGGGGAGCCGCACUGAUUUCCCACGCUGCACACAAACGGGCUCUAGAAAACCAUCUAUUCAGCAAAGCCGUGUUUCCAUGACUCUUUUUGUACGAUUGCUGGGCUGGAGCCCAAUGAGGCGAGUAAUUCCCAAAUUAUUUUUGAUUACUUUUUCAAUUGGAGGCGAAUAAUAGAGAUGUAAUGAAUUGUCAUUGAGUUUGCAGUGGUGUAGCUGGCUGCUGGCUGCUAGGGGAUAAGAGAGUGACCCACCAAACCAGCUUUGUCCCUUAGGGAAAGCUGUUUCAGAAGCUGCUGUCAUGGCAUAGAGCGGGUGGUUCCCGUGUCUGCAAGGUUUUAUUAUGCAAAAAAGCCACAAAGUCACCUGGUGUUAAGACAGUUCUUGAGUGGCAGUUGGGAACCUCUCCCCUGUGUCCCCCAGGAGCUGGUGCCGGGACUCCCAGCUGCAGCAGAGCCCUUUGCACGGACACGGCUCCUGGGAGCUGAGCACGAUGGUGCUGUGCUGCUGGGAUUAAGGCAGCCCCGAAUGGGGUGGCACUCAAGCCACCCUGACCUGCAGCAGCAGCGAGGCCACAGCAUCCUGGGGAAGGUGACACCCAGCCUGCAGGUGUUCACCCCAAGAGAGACGGAGGCGGCAGGGUGAGCCCCAAAUUGCGGCAGCCCCGUGCUGCCCUGCCUGCUGCACCCGUCGCAAAGGUCCUGGUAAGUGGCUCUGUCCAGGCUGCUGCGGCAAAGCUUAAAAAGAUUUGCUGUGCUCAAGUCUGUAGCACGGAGAAGGAUUGCGUGUCGAGUGUGGAGGAGCAGAAAAUGCUUCAGGCUUGCAAGAGCACUGGGGCGGGGGGGCUGCCCUUGCACCCCCACUCCUCUCCCCAGAGCCAGGGGGCUGAAGGGCUUUCCUGCCGUAAGGGGACAUGUGCAAAUUCGGAGCAGCCUCAGGUACACAACGUCUGGUUGCAACAUGCCAAUCCUCACCUGCAGUCCUGACCUAACACUGUGGGUCAGCGGCAGCCAACUGCCAUGAGGUCGAAUGCAGAAAGGAGGGCAGUGCUGGAAGAAAUUGUUUGUAAAUAGAUUGUCUUCCAUAAAUCUCAUGCAACUUUGAUGGCCGUGUACUAAAAUUAACCCCAGUGUAAAUGAAUGAAAUACUAACAGUCAUGAUUAGAACGAUUGUUUCUUUUUUUUUCUUUUUUUUUUUUUUCUUUUUUUUUUUUUUUUUUUUUUUUUUUUUUUUUUUUUUU